AUGUUCGAAGCCAUAGAACAAAGUUGCAUUUUGGCUUAUUUUGGUAUAUUCUGUACUAUUCUCUUUGUCUCAACGUUAAUAUGGAAGUUUGUCAACGUGUUAAGGGUACAUCUCUUCUCUCUAUGCACUUCGGAUUUGAAGGAAUUCGGACCGUGGGCCGUGAUCACGGGAGGAAGUUCGGGAAUAGGAAGAGGCUACGCUAACGAACUGGCCAAACGAGGUUUACACAUUGUAAUCGUAAGCAGCGUAUUGCAGGCUCUGAAUACUGCAGCCAAAGAAAUUACAAGUCAAUACGGAGUAAAAUGUCGCUACAUUCAGGUCGAUCUCAGCCACGAUAAUGCCUACGAACACGUCUUCAGCAGAUUGAAGGAUACGGAUGUUGGCAUUUCAGUCAACUGUGCCGGUGUUGUGGGCGACUUUCCUUGUCGUAUGUUAAACGAGAGCGACAUGACUGUGAAUUUAAUGUUAGCACUACACAUCAAAGCGAUGGUUCACACGACGCGAUUGUUUUUACCUUCGAUGUUAGCCAGAAAAAGGGCCGCCAUCGUUACUGUUUCGUCAAUGGCCUCUGUAAUACCUUGUACAUUUUCAUGCGUAUAUUCGGCGUGUAAAGCGUUUUCCGAUCGUUUCACUCGAGCAUUGUCUUACGAAUAUAAAUGGAAAAAUGUGAGUUUUCAAUCUCUUACUCCUUUUGUGAUUUGGACUAAAAUGGUCGAGGAACACACUAGAAAUUUUGAAUAUUUCGAAUUGAUUAAAAGUGUGUCCCUCGAUAGAGAUAAAUUCGUCAAAAAUGCUAUAAGAACAAUAAACCUUACGAAUUAUACAAGCGGUAAUUGGUUUUGUGACAUCGUUUUGUAUGCUGCCUUUAGCAUUUUAAAUAUUUACUUGCACAUUAAAGUUGCACGUAUAAAAAUUAGUUAUAAAAUAUAA
Centruroides sculpturatus (bark scorpion) is the source of this 930-nucleotide messenger RNA. Its product is annotated as hydroxysteroid dehydrogenase-like protein 1. The transcript has a single exon. Gene Ontology annotation, molecular function: oxidoreductase activity. Gene Ontology annotation, cellular component: endoplasmic reticulum. The coding region runs from base 1 to 930 and encodes 309 amino acids. Lineage: Eukaryota; Metazoa; Arthropoda; Arachnida; Scorpiones; Buthidae. The record is from RefSeq and is a predicted model, not a curated record.